This is a messenger RNA of Prunus armeniaca (apricot), 675 nucleotides long. The record is from the annotation of a GenBank genome assembly. NCBI's taxonomy places the organism in Eukaryota, Viridiplantae, Streptophyta, Magnoliopsida, Rosales, Rosaceae.
AUGAACCACUGGCUCGAGACGUUGGGAAAAGGCGGCGGUCCGUUGGAGCCGUGGGUGGAAGCUGAUCUUGUCCUAAGCUCAUAUCAGGAGGCGAGCAAGAGGGUCUUGAGGCUAGAGAUCAUUGAGGGACUAUCCUCUAAAGAGAUAGGAUACAGUGGCAUGACCCUAUCGACCCUGGAAGAUCAAAUAAAGUCUCACCGUGUUUUAAUACAAGCUACAAUGAAGUUGUACGUUGUUGCUCAGAACGUGGCUGCUCAUCGCGAAUUUGAUAGGGGCAAAAGGGAUGAGCAGAUGGUGACCAUAGUGAAGCUAAAUAGGACAAUCAGAGAUAAGACGCGAGUUGAGGAGGAGCUAGAACACGGCCUAAACCUGAAGUUGUCCAGCGCACAUAAAGAAUUGGGUGAAGCUAAGCAGCAGAUUGAAGCUUUUUCAUACGAGCUGCGAUCGAGCUAUGAUGAUGCGGUGAAGGACUUCAUCGAGUCGGCUGAGUAUCAGGAUUGGCUCGCUGGUCAAAGGGUUGGGGCAGAGCAAGGUGAAGGGUCGCGCACGAAGGUGGUAGCUCCGAAGACUGACCCAAUUGCUCCAAGUGCACACCCAGUUGUUCAAGAUGUCGGCCCAGUUGGGGAGGUUGGGGUAGUUAUUGAACCUAUUGAGACUAAUGCUAGAUACGCUUAA